ACAAAAGAACCUUCAAAGUGCUAAAUGCGGAUAUACUGUCCGCUUUACAUUACCACCAUUUCUCUCCGGAUGAAAGAAAAGGGGGGAAGAAACGUGGCCAGCAAGUCAAUCAGCCCUCGUGAAUAGCGAGAGCCAUGUGAGCGUCUUCUGACCGCAGUUGAAAGUGGGAGUGCGCAGCUAUAUACGCAGGCUCUCCAGGAGGCGAUCAUCCAAGAGGCGACCAUCCAGGCACCGCUACAGCACGGCAGCAGGCAACCGGGGACUAACGCCGCCGGCAUCGGACUUACAGCCUUUCGCCAUUUACACGUCGCCUUGCAUUUCUUAUUGCUAUCACACCAGCACAUAGGGUGCCGUUUUGCUGUGGUGCCAUCGCACAGCACAGGAAUCGUUUCGCUAAAGAAAUCCGCCAGCGUACACCAUGGCAGCGCUGACAGGGGGAGAUAAAUGCAUCAAAUACCUGCUGUUCACCUUCAAUUUCAUCUUCUGGCUUGCAGGAACAGCAGUUCUGGCCAUCGGGCUGUGGCUGCGCUUCGAUCCCAGGACCAAGAGCCUUUUUGAAGGGGAGGACUCUCCCUCCGUAUUCUUCACAGGUAAGAGGCGUGUUCCCUCCAGAUCAGGUGUUUGUGUUGUAACCAUGGGAACAGGGUUCACGCUGCCGUUAUCUGAAAAUUUGCCCAAGGGAGAGACGAACACCUCUGUGGACAAAGAGGGAGUUGCCAUUUACACCAACCAAAGAGAGACCCGUCUCAGCUCUCUGAACUGCUGUGGGGCAUCCAGUCCAUCACCUGAUUGGAUGAAGGACACCUGCCCAAAAAAGGAAGGCCUAGAGCAGUACAUUACCACGAGUUGCCCCAGCGCCAUCACGGACAUCUUCAAUUCCAAGCUGCACAUCAUCGGUGGCGUAGGGAUCGGCAUUGGAGUGAUCAUGAUCUUUGGAAUGAUCUUCAGCAUGAUGCUCUGUUGCGCCAUCAAGAGGUCUCAGGAAGUGGUGUAGCGACUGCGCCGCCUCUGUCCAGGAGUCAGGCCUCACUGUUAAUUUAUAUCACGUCUGUCCUGAGAUCUCAGCUUUCAUUGCCCGUGUAAUUUCUAAUGUAAUAUUGAAGAGCCACCCAAAAAUGUAUAAAACGCACCCAAUAUCUAAUGACAGAAUCCGUACUAGAUGGACAUUGUGUGAAGCCGUUUAUCACAGACAUUUAUUGCACACGCAUACACAAACACAUACAUUAAAUGCUACAGAAUUAAUGCAUUUUGUAAUUAGUGAUCUGAAGGUGGCUUGUUUUCGGAAUGUUAAUUGUCUCCCCUUUAGACAGGGGAAGCCUUGAAAUUUGUUUUCCUGAUUUUUGUAUUUUUAACAGGUUUUUAAUGUAAUCAUUUGUUCUGCGGUAUGCUACUUGUGGAUGUAUUUUUUUCAUAUGCUAAAAUUAAUAUUGACUUUUGUAAAGCUUCAGUUUGAGUAACCUGAUUUAUAAAGAAUUGAUUUUUAUGUACCUAUUUCAUUGAACACUGGUGUAACAUUUAAAAAUGCCAAAUAAAAUUAAUAACCAGUUCA
This is a messenger RNA of Paramormyrops kingsleyae, 1549 nucleotides long. The record is from RefSeq and is a predicted model, not a curated record. NCBI's taxonomy places the organism in Eukaryota, Metazoa, Chordata, Actinopteri, Osteoglossiformes, Mormyridae.